AUGGGCUGGCUUUGGAACUCCUCGUCCUCCAAAAAGGACGAGUCUCAACCUACUCAACCUCCACCUGCACCUGCACCUUCAACACAAGGCAACCUACCAACACCACCACAGCAACAACCACAAAAGCUCAGUCGGGAAGAGCAAGCAGACGCCGAAUUCGCCGAGUUAUGGCAGAGCCUGAAAAAUGAUAUCAGCCAGACUGAACCGCAACAACCCUCAGCAACGUCCACACAAUCCCCCGCAUCCAAUACUCAAUCUACUCCCGGAUCUAUAGCUCCCGAAUCCCUCUACCCCGAUACCAUGUCCUGUCGCUCGGCGUUUGAUUACGCUUUCUUCUGCCAGUCGUUAGGCGGUCAGUUUGUCAAUGUUUAUCGAUAUGGUGAGCUGCGGUCAUGCAGUGAGCACUGGGAGAAUUUCUGGCUGUGUAUGAAGACAAGGACAUUUGGCGACAACGAGAAGAGGCGCGUAAUUCGAGAGCACAAUCGGAGAAAGGCUAUCAAGUAUAAGACUGGGCCAAGUAGUGAGGACGUGUGGGAAGUACGAAUGGAACCGGUCAAGAGUGCCUUUCAGGGAGACUUUGCGGCUUUGGAGAGGGAAAUGGAGGCAGAG
Aspergillus versicolor CBS 583.65 is the source of this 609-nucleotide messenger RNA. Its product is annotated as EMI1 family protein. The transcript has a single exon. The annotation marks the transcript as partial. NCBI's taxonomy places the organism in Eukaryota, Fungi, Ascomycota, Eurotiomycetes, Eurotiales, Aspergillaceae. The record is from RefSeq and is a predicted model, not a curated record.